CUCACUGCUUAAUCCCGGCUACCGAGUUCUUUUUUAAACAAAGAUCCCCGAUCUCCUGCUUAGAGUUAGUUUCUCGUAUUUAUGGGGCUACUUGACCAGUUGUGGGACGACACCGUUGCGGGUCCUCGACCCGAUAAUGGUCUCGGCAAGCUCCGAAAGCACUCCACUUUCACUUUCCGCUCUAACUCCUCCAAGGAAUCUGAUGGCGGGAGUGUGAGAUCGUACAAUGAUGAGACGCCGGAGGAAACAACGAAAGUGACACGUACGAUUAUGAUCGUAAAAUCGCCGCGUUACCAGAGCGGAUCGCCUCCGGUUUCGCCGGCCGAAUCGACUCCUCCGGUAUCUCCUUUUUCUGGAGGAAGCAGAGAGUCGUAUCGGUUUCGGAGAAGGUCAACGUCAGAUGCAUACGAGAAGGGGAAGGAGGGUGGAGGUAGCAGCCUUGCUCCUCCUUACGACGUGUGAGAUGUGAACCUCUCCUCUCCUCUCUGCUGAUCCCCCUAUUCGCCGACAAAUCAAUAUUAAUCUGCAUAGUUUCUACGUUUAUACAGCUGAACUUUAUAAUGUUGUUAAUUAGAGUUUGCCCACUUUGUCUUUUUGCAUGCAUGUAUGUCUGUAUGUGUACUUGUUUUGGCAAUGUAACUACUUCUAUCAUCAUGGGAUAUUAUUAUAUAUAAUGUGCAGACGGCGUUGAAAAGCUGCAAACCAUUUAUGUAGAGAGGGUAUAACUAUAAUGUCCCAACAUGGUUUGCUACACUUUGUAUAAGUUCUAUUUUAUCUUUUUUUUUAAAGGAAACAUAGUGGUAGCAUUUCUACCUAUUUUACUUAAAA
Messenger RNA from Gossypium raimondii (Peruvian cotton), 828 nucleotides. Its product is annotated as dormancy-associated protein homolog 3. Lineage: Eukaryota; Viridiplantae; Streptophyta; Magnoliopsida; Malvales; Malvaceae. The transcript has 3 exons. The coding region runs from base 82 to 462 and encodes 126 amino acids. The record is from RefSeq and is a predicted model, not a curated record.